Fibroporia radiculosa is the source of this 1494-nucleotide messenger RNA. RefSeq lists its product as uncharacterized. The record is from RefSeq and is a predicted model, not a curated record. Lineage: Eukaryota; Fungi; Basidiomycota; Agaricomycetes; Polyporales; Fibroporiaceae. The transcript is spliced from 11 exons. Gene Ontology annotation, molecular function: heme binding; iron ion binding; oxidoreductase activity, acting on paired donors, with incorporation or reduction of molecular oxygen. The coding region runs from base 1 to 1494 and encodes 497 amino acids.
AUGGUUGGAGUAUUACAAGUCAUCGGUGCCGUGAGUGUCGUUGUCUGCAUUGCACUCCUCAUGCGAUGGAGAUUCGAUCCGUUGUAUCACAUCCCUGCUAUCGGUCCCUCCUCCCCAUUAUUAUCCUAUCUGGGAGCUUACAGAUAUUGUCGCAAUGCGAAGGAUAUGCUACAGGAAGGAUACAACAAGUACAAAGUGUUUCGGGUGCCCUACAUUGAUCGUUGGAUUGUCAUCGUUAGCGGGCCUGAUAUGAACGAAGAGCUGCGUAGAUUCCCAGACUCGCACGUGUCCUUCGAGGUUGCAGCAAGUGAGAUCAUUCAGACAAAGUACACAAUUGCGCCUAAUUUGCACAGACAUCCAAUCCACCUUCCUGUUAUCCGUGGACCGCUUACGCGUAAUCUAAAUGUUGUCUUCGCGGGUGUCAUCGAUGAGAUCCAGAAAGCAUUCGUGGAUGUGAUUCCGAUCAACGAAGAUGAGUGGACGAAGGUCCAUGCAAUCAAGGUCAUGGCCCAGGACUUUCGCCAAUUUGACCUCGAUGAGACGAGCUUGUUGGAAGGUCGUGAUCCUGAAUACCUGGAUACUGUCGUCAAUUUCACGUUCAAUGUCACAAGAGGCCGUUUCAUUCUCAGCUUCGUUCCUUCAUUAUUCAAGAGCGCUGUUGGACACAUGUUGCCGUGGUCAAAAAGAGCCAUACGUCGUGCAUCUGUAUUCCUCAAACCAUUGAUCGAAGAGCGUAAGAAGAAGCUCCGGCAACUGGGUGAUGAUUGGAGUGAUAAACCCAACGACUUGCUUAUGUGGCUUAUGGAUGAAGCUCGAAAGGUCGGAGAAGAUGAUGAUCUCGUCGUCCAGAGUGUUCUUAUGUCCAAUUUCGCCGCGAUUCACACAUCUAGCCAUAGCAUCACCCAUGCUCUUUACCAUCUUGCGGCCAAUCCAGAAUACGUGCAGCCUUUGCGCGAGGAGGCGGAGUUCAUCAUUAAGGAGCACGGUUGGACGAAGGCCGCUAUGGGCAAGAUGCGAAAACUCGACAGCUUUAUGCGCGAGUCGCAGCGACUGAACGGCAUUACUUCUUUAACUGUGAUGCGUCAAGUACUGCAGAGCAUCACGCUCUCCGACGGAACGUAUAUUCCCGCUGGUACAAUCAUUUCUGCGUCGGCCCGUUCAACGCAUGACGACAAGCAACUUUACGAUCGUGCGGACGAGUUCGACCCCUUCCGCUUCUCCGACAUGCGGGAAGGCGACAGCGAGGGCCUCAAGCAUCAAUAUGUGACCACGUCCCCCGAAUACGUUGCCUUCGGACAUGGGAAACAUGCAUGCCCGGGUCGGUUCUUCGCAGUGAAUGAACUCAAAGUAAUGAUGGUAUACAUGUUGUUGAACUUUGAUAUCAAGUUUGAGCACGAAGGCGGGCGUCCAGAGAAUCUGAACAUCUGGCAUUCGGUCCUUCCAGCACCCAACGUGAAUUUGAUGUUCAGAAAGCGUCGAGAUGUAUUGACUUGA